Ananas comosus (pineapple) is the source of this 3386-nucleotide messenger RNA. RefSeq names its product cellulose synthase A catalytic subunit 4 [UDP-forming]. NCBI's taxonomy places the organism in Eukaryota, Viridiplantae, Streptophyta, Magnoliopsida, Poales, Bromeliaceae. Gene Ontology annotation, biological process: plant-type primary cell wall biogenesis; cellulose biosynthetic process. The transcript has 13 exons. The record is from RefSeq and is a predicted model, not a curated record. Gene Ontology annotation, molecular function: cellulose synthase (UDP-forming) activity. Gene Ontology annotation, cellular component: plasma membrane; trans-Golgi network. The coding region runs from base 154 to 3093 and encodes 979 amino acids.
CGCGACGCCCCAACCCCUUCCUCUCCUCUACAUAAACACCACCGCCCCUGACCAUGCUCUCCCCUAGGGUUAGGGUUUCACCUCCCACCACCGCAAGCACGGGGAAGAGGACGAGGGGAAGGGGAAGGGAGUUAGGGCUUUGGGUUGAGGACGAUGAUGGAGUCCGGGGCUCCCCUCUGCAACGCGUGCGGAGAGCCCGUGGGGUUCGCGGCGAGCUCCGACGGGGAGCUCUUCGUGGCUUGCCAUGGCUGCAACUACCCGCUGUGCAGGACGUGUGUGGAUGAAGAGAUCAGAGAGGGGCGUUCGAGUUGCUUCAGGUGCGGGGAGCGCUAUAUGCAAGCCCUAGAUAAAGCUAGUAAAGCUGAUGUUAAUUCUGGGGGAAGACAAACAUUCGAAGGCCACCUAAAUGCUCACGAGGAUAAUGGACUUCAUGCUCGAAACUUAAGCACUCUCUCUGCAGUUGGAAGUGAAUUAAAUGAUGAGACGGGGAACCCAAUAUGGAAGAAUCGAGUGGAUAGUUGGAAGGACAAGAAGAAUGUAAAGAAAGCUACAAAGAAGGCUGAAAUGGCUCAAAUUCCAGUAGAGCAGCAAAUGGAAGAAAAAGAGCCGUCUGAAGCUUGGCAACCACUUUCGACAAUCAUUCCCAUCUCACCUAAUAAGCUCACGCCGUAUAGGACUGUAAUCAUAAUGAGAUUAAUUAUCCUUGGGCUAUUCUUUCAUUAUCGAAUUACCAAUCCUGUUGACAGCGCUUACGGUCUGUGGCUGACCUCGAUCAUCUGUGAGAUCUGGUUUGCAAUCUCUUGGGUGUUGGAUCAAUUUCCCAAAUGGUCACCUAUCAAUAGGGAGACAUAUAUUGACAGAUUAUCUGCAAGAUACGAGAAAGACGCUGAAGGUAAUGAACUUGCUGCUGUGGACUUCUUUGUCAGUACUGUGGAUCCCCUAAAAGAACCACCGCUGGUUACUGCAAACACUGUCCUUUCAAUCCUCGCUGUGGAUUAUCCUGUUAAUAAAGUUUCUUGUUACGUAUCUGAUGACGGUUCUGCUAUGCUUACUUUUGAGACGCUUGCUGAAACUGCGGAAUUCGCUAGGAAGUGGGUUCCAUUCUGUAAAAAGUACUCAAUUGAACCACGAGCACCUGAGUUUUACUUUUCACAAAAAAUUGACUACUUGAAGGACAAAGUGCAGCCGUCUUUUGUUAAAGAACGCAGAGCUAUGAAGAGAGACUAUGAGGAGUACAAGGUGAGGAUAAAUGCCUUAGUUUCUAAGGCCCAGAAAACACCAGAGGAAGGAUGGGUUAUGCAAGAUGGAACACCAUGGCCAGGGAAUAAUCCACGUGACCACCCCUGCAUGAUUCAGGUUUUUCUUGGUCAUAGUGGUGCUCAUGACAUGGAAGGAAAUGAACUUCCCCGACUAGUGUAUGUUUCAAGAGAGAAAAGGCCCGGAUAUCAGCACCACAAGAAGGCUGGUGCCAUGAAUGCAUUGGUUCGUGUAUCUGCAAUUCUCACAAACGCUCCAUACUUUCUUAACCUUGAUUGCGAUCACUACAUCAAUAACAGUAAAGCAGUACGCGAAGCGAUGUGUUUCAUGAUGGAUCCUGAAGUAGGUAGAGAUGUCUGUUAUGUCCAGUUCCCUCAGAGGUUUGAUGGUAUAGAUCGCAGUGAUCGAUAUGCUAAUAGGAACAUUGUCUUCUUUGACGUUAACAUGAAAGGACUCGACGGCAUCCAAGGGCCUGUUUAUGUGGGAACUGGUUGUGUUUUUAAUAGGCAAGCACUCUAUGGUUACGGACCACCAUCUUUGCCAGCUGUUCCAAAGUCUUCCUUUUGUUCAUGGUGCUGCAGCUGUUGCUGCUGCUGUGGGGGCUCCAAGAAAGUUCAAAAAGAUCAGAAUGACAUUUAUAGGGAAUCUAGACGAGAAGAUCUUGAUGCUGCUAUAUUUAACCUACGAGAAAUUGACAAUUAUGAUGAAUAUGAGAGGUCCAUGCUAAUCUCUCAGGCGAGCUUCGAAAAGACUUUUGGGUUGUCCUCAGUGUUCAUUGAAUCUACUCUAAUGGAGAAUGGAGGGAUGCCCGAGUCUGCAAAUCCAGCAACACUGAUUAAUGAAGCUAUUCACGUAAUUAGUUGUGGGUACGAAGAGAAAACCGAAUGGGGGAAAGAGAUUGGCUGGAUAUACGGAUCUGUAACUGAAGAUAUAUUAACUGGAUUCAAAAUGCACUGCCGCGGGUGGAGAUCGAUAUACUGCAUGCCAACAAGGCCUGCUUUUAAAGGAUCGGCACCUAUCAACCUCUCAGAUCGGUUGCAUCAGGUCCUUCGCUGGGCUCUUGGUUCUGUCGAAAUAUUUCUGAGUCGGCAUUGCCCCCUUUGGUACGGCUUUGGAGGUGGCCGUCUGAAAUGGCUCCAAAGAUUAGCCUACAUUAACACCAUCGUCUAUCCCUUCACCUCCCUCCCUCUUGUUGCAUACUGUACCUUGCCUGCCAUAUGCUUGCUGACAGGAAAGUUCAUCAUCCCGACGCUAUCCAACCUCGCAAGCGUGUGGUUCCUUGGCCUUUUCAUCUCGAUCAUCCUCACAAGCGUUCUCGAGCUGCGGUGGAGUGGUGUCGGGAUCGAGGAUUGGUGGAGGAACGAGCAAUUCUGGGUGAUCGGUGGCGUCUCUGCCCAUCUAUUCGCCGUCUUCCAAGGCAUACUCAAGAUGGUUGCCGGCCUGGACACAAAUUUCACCGUCACAGCGAAAGCCUCCGACGAUGCCGAAUUUGGUGAGCUUUAUGUUUUCAAGUGGACCACAGUGCUGAUCCCCCCGACGACCAUUCUCGUCGUCAACCUAGUAGGGGUGGUCGCUGGAUUCUCCGAUGCGCUAAACAGUGGGUACGAAACAUGGGGCCCGCUCUUUGGGAAAGUGUUCUUCGCGCUGUGGGUGAUACUUCAUCUCUAUCCCUUCCUCAAGGGUCUCAUGGGGAGGCAGAAUCGUACUCCGACCGUCGUCGUGCUUUGGUCUGUGUUGCUCGCCUCCGUCUUUUCGCUGCUGUGGGUGAAGAUCGAUCCAUUCUUAAGCAAUUCAGAUAGUAGCGGAACUGAGGGCUGCAUGUCCAUUGACUGUUGAGCUUCAUUUUCAAUGGAUAUGAACUUGCUCGAGUAGACCUGCAUAAUAUGAUUUCUCCUUUUCUUUUUUUUUUUCUAAUUCUUAUUUUGGGCGUUUUUGAGUGAGCAGCAAUUGAACACCAAAGUGAUGAUCAGCUUAUUCUUAUCAGAAACUGUAUUUAGUCUGGGUUAUGUGGUUUCUAUUUCGCAUGUUUCAAUCCUUUUACAAGUUUAUUGUUGAAGGUUCGAAUACGACAUGUAAAUUGUUUGUAAGCAUUGGAAUGAUUACGCAAGGAUCAAACUUCCUUUUAGUAA